This is a messenger RNA of Diatraea saccharalis (sugarcane borer), 2466 nucleotides long. The record is from the annotation of a GenBank genome assembly. Lineage: Eukaryota; Metazoa; Arthropoda; Insecta; Lepidoptera; Crambidae.
AUGACCACAGCUAAAGUAAGCAGCAAGAAAUGGAUUAGUGAAGAGACUGCGGACGAAGAGAAUGUAUUCAGCCAUUGUAGAGAGAUGGAAAUUGUUUGUUAUGCCGCCACAAAAAUUAUAUUAGACUUGGAUUACAAAUGGAAAGGUUCGCCGGAGAAGACGUUCGGGCAUUCCCUAUCCAACCGCAGUUAUAUAAUGGAAUUGGUCAAUAUACAGGUGCUUGAUCAGAUGAUUGAGUAUUUAAAUAAAUUAGUAAGGUCAUUUUAUAAACUGAACCCCAAAUUAGCAAGGCUGAAGAAGGAAGACGGACUGAUAAUGAGUAAGCACGAUCACAUGUUCGAUAAGCUAUGCGGAUGCCGCUUCGUAAUGUUGCAAGCGAUUAACGGCCUUAUCCAUACUAUACUAAGCAACUGUCUACAUCGAGAGGACUCUAGGAAGAUGAUCGAAUCCUGUUUGAGUUUAGUAUCGAUACAUAAUCAGCUGCUCGGUUUAAGCUAUAAAAAGUUUGCGGCGAAGUUUAAUGUAUGCAGUAAUACCUACCCUAACACCAUAAGCGAAACGAAAAAUAUAACCCUCACCAAAAUUGUUCAGAUCCUAGCCAAGAGCCGAGUAGAAAUCAAUUGCCACCGGCUUAUAAAUUGUCUGGUAAAAGUUUACAAGCCUGAAGACAAUUCUGACAACGAGUCCGGUUCUAGUACUGCUGAAAGUUUGGAAAUAUACCACACUUUAACAAAACAUAUAACGCCACCUACGUCAACCGUAUCCCGGGAGAUGUCUCUGGAGAAACGUCGGGAGGCGUUCAUAGAGAACAAGAAGGCGAAAAUGAAGCAAGCCCGUAGUUUGAUCGAUUUGAAGAACCAACAUAAUAAAAAACUAAGCGAGAUCCUGAACGGACAGAACUCUGACUGUGACGUCACUUAUGCUUCCUUGCUCACCAACGAAUGCAUUCUAGAUAUGUUUAAUAAUGAAGAUAAUGUAAACGCAAUAUUACAAAGUGAAGAAUUGUAUAUAGAAAUACUAUUGGAUACAGUGGCUAAUAUGUCACCUAAUUUGCUGGGAAAUAAUGGCACGAGGAAAUUGAAAUCAGGUCGUAUGCAAGCUAGUAAAAAAGCGGCCCAUAAAGUUACCGAGUAUUAUCAAAACGUACUGUGGGGCGACGUGGGCAGCUGUCUUGAACACUUAUUGCUGUGGUGGUCGGCAUUUCCUUUGGCUAUCAGAUCACCAAACACAAGUCAAAAUCUACGUGAAUGGUUAUUCGGUACUUUCAAUGUAAACAACACUCCGGAAUUGAUUUUGUCUGCAUUGAGGAUAUUAGCUGAUGCGUUGGGUUGCCAUGUUACCACUACAUCCUGGGAUAAACAUUUUGGGGCAACUUUAACGACAAACUUGAAACCGACAUCGUUGAAGGGUCACCCCGACUUAUCACUUUACAUAACAGAGUGCACAACAUCUGGUGCUCACUUCGCUAUAAUGUUACAAGAACUAGUUAGACUAAACAAUCAAUGUGAGGUAACGUGGGAUUACAUACUAGGAGCUCCUUUAGAAGACUUGCCUAUCGUCGAACAGAUACCUAUAUUGCACAGAUUAGAUCAUUCUAUCCACACGUACCGGUUAUGGUGCGUGGGCGAGACCCGUCGCUUGUCCAACGCGUGGGACAUGGGCGGGUUCUUCCGCGUGGCCCACAACGAUAUGCGCACGUGUACUGAACAACUACAAGACUUACGCUUCGCCGACCAUACAGCCACCAUAGAAGACGGCAAAAUUGGUGUCCAUGAAAACGUUUGUGCGAAAAUGAGAGAAAAAUUGGUAUCAGAAGUAAAGGCCAAUAUACAAAAACUUAAGGAGGCGACGGACGAAAUAAUGUCAGUUUUGUCUAGUGUUUGUGCGACCACUAGUCUGGCGCAUCUCACUAUGAUAUUCCCAUCUAAUGCUGCUUGGCGACGAAUCACCUGCACAGAUCCUGCCUUCUCUGUCUACGUUCACGACUUUCUAGAUAAAAUGUUACUACCGGUUGUGAACGCUACACAGGACAUAACUACCCUAAAUAUGGUGUUACGGAUAAUGUGCGAAUCUUGGCUACAUCACAUUUAUGUCGCCAAAGUUAGAUUUAGUAAAGAAGCAGCGGCACAAUUACUCACAGAUUUUAAUGAAGUAAGAAAUUGGUUAAAUGAAUGCAAAUCCUUGUCGAGCGCCGCAAGGAAGCAGAUGUUACAAAAUGAAGUAUUGAGACGAUGUGAAGGCGUUGGUCGUCUGUUACUACACGCUCCCGGAGAUUUAAUAUCAAUGCAAGACUCUACAAUGCAGUCCGCUCAUCAAAUCAGAAGGGAUGCAUCGGAGAGUGAGUGCGGUGAACAAUUAAUGCCGGCGGAAAUGUACGUGCCCAAUCAGAAGCAAUGGCUGCAGUUGCGCGCGCGCACUUUACACGGACCGUUAGCUUUCUCAUUAUGCUGUCUGGUGUUAUGUUGA